GGAGCCGGUGAUAUGUGGAACCCUUGGGAAAUAAAUGCAAGUGACCCCAGUUACCCAAAAGCACCUGGGAGUGACCACAGUCAUUGGAAGAUCGGAGAUCUGAGUGGCCGUCAUGGUGUGCUGAAGGGGCACCAGGAAUUUAAGACUACACUGACCGAUUACAAUUUGCCCCUCUAUGGUGUUAACAGUAUCAUUGGGCGUUCAAUUGUCCUAUUGAAGACAAGCGGCUUGCCAUGGGCCUGUAGCACUAUUCAGCUGGAAGAUGAGGUUAUCACAGCAAUUGCAUCCUUCCGUAAAGGGGUAAUCGGACGAGUAAUGUUCCGGCAGUCUCUGGCCGACCCAGACAAUGAUCUUUCUGUGUUAGUGGAGCUCUCUCUUGCCUCAGGCAUCACAACCAAUGGCCACAACUGGCAUGUCCACGAAUUUCCACUGCAAACAGUGACUGAGAGUUGUGUCAAAGCUGGUGGGCACUUUAAUCCACACAAGGUGCCAACAGUGGGCAACUACAGCCAGGAUUGUGGUUCAUCAAAUCCUUUCUUGUGUGAAGCCGGUGACUACGCAGGGAGACACAAGGCCAUUUCCUUCUUGGCUCAGGCUCCAGUACGAUACUUCUUCACAGACACGUCCUCAUCUUUAACAGGACCAUUUUCCAUUAUAGGGAAGUCGUUGGUUGUCCACGGGCCAGAAGGUUCUCCUAUACGGUUGGCAUGUGCCAAUAUCUUACUCCAACGACCAGCAAUAGGCAGAACUAGCAUUUGGUUUGGGCCAGGUGAUGCUCAGGGUCAGCUCAGUGCUUCACAGAUAUCAGAUCUGGAUAUAACAUCCAUUAACAUACAAUUUAGUGGACUCAGUGGCCGUGCAGGAGGCUUCCAUAUCCAUGAGCUGCCUGUCAUUGCUGGGUCUACUAACCCUUGCUUAAAUGCUUUUAUCAAAGGUCACUUCAACCCUUUUAUGGUGAACAUAUCAGCAUCUCCUACCGAGGGCCAAGGAACAGAUGAUGAAUAUGAAGUGGGGGAUAUCAGUGGCCGACACGGCUCUCUUAUGGCCAGAGACCAGAUAAGCAAACAGUAUAGAGACACAAACUUCCCCCUGUCUGGGAUGAACAGCAUCAUCAUGAGAUCCCUGGUCAUCCACUACAGUAACGGCUCAAGAAUGCAGUGCUGCACCGUGCUUCCCCAGCCGAUGCCAGAAGGAGAUCGAAUUGAUACCAGAGCAAUUUUUACAGGCAACAUAAGUGGCAGUGUCACCAUGACCCAAAUUGUGUAUCCUGAUGGAAGCGCGAGCGAUACCACCAUCCUGAUGGAGCUCACAGCCACCUCUGGGAUUUCCAGCCAGGACAUCAGCCUCCAUUGGUUCAUUGAAGAGCGUGAGGGAGAACCCUAUAACCCAUAUGGGAUCCCAAAUCAGGCGGGUCCUGUCUCCCUGUGCAGCCCCCUGAAUCCUCUACACUGUAGGGUAGGAGACCUGACAACAAAGCAUGGAGCCAUCACCGAAUGGGGCAAGCGUCUGGUGACGGACCCCAACAUGCCGCUGUCUGGCGACUUCACAGUCAUUGGAAGGGUCAUGGCGGUUCAGACAGACUCCGUGGGGCGCAGCGAAGCUCGGAUCCGGCCCAGCGUUCCCGUCUCCUCGUUCUUGUUCCCAAGAGAGAUCCCGUUCAAUAAGUCGGCGUUCCGCCGAGGGGUGUCCGUGGCUCUGCGUGUCCCCUUCUGGAAGGUAACCGUGUUCCCGGAGAGUGAAGACAAUGGCACAUCGUGUCUGCGCAUGAACUUCUUUGUCAUCGGGUUUAAUGACUCCUCGGCGUUGACUUCUCUACAAGCGCAGGAAUCAUUGGCGUCUUUCUUUAGAUCUCCUACGUGCCGUCCAGAGUCUGUCCCUUCUGGGAUUGCCGGAUUAGGGGUCCUCGUCUUUCUGCCCCCCUUAUUGCCGGUUUUUUGUCUUUGGAUGUUGUCCUGACCCUGGAGUUAUUGCCGUUCCUUUCUGCUCCGGGGUGUCCCGAUCAGGGACUAAUCCUCUAAAGUCCUUCUAAUGUCACCUAAUCUUCUCCUAGUGCGAGAUGAAUAAUGUCUGCAACCAAAACCCUGAAUA
Molecule: messenger RNA, 2088 nt
Organism: Spea bombifrons (plains spadefoot toad)
Lineage: Eukaryota; Metazoa; Chordata; Amphibia; Anura; Pelobatidae
Exons: 9
Coding region: 13-1956 (647 amino acids)
Biological process (GO): superoxide metabolic process
Molecular function (GO): metal ion binding
Source: RefSeq, a predicted model, not a curated record